Nakaseomyces glabratus is the source of this 426-nucleotide messenger RNA. RefSeq names its product Trx3p (gene TRX3). Gene Ontology annotation, molecular function: protein-disulfide reductase activity. Gene Ontology annotation, cellular component: cytosol. The record is from RefSeq and is a predicted model, not a curated record. Lineage: Eukaryota; Fungi; Ascomycota; Saccharomycetes; Saccharomycetales; Saccharomycetaceae.
AUGCUUCUUUUCCGUACCGCUAGAUGCCAAGUACCAACAUUAGGCCGUUUUGCCACACACCCAAGAAUUGCCCCAUCGAUUGCGAUGAGGUUCCAGUCCAGUGGCGGAUAUGCUUCUAUUAAGCAGGUCAAGACGCUAGAAGAAGUCCAGAAGCUGAUGAAGGACUCUAACUUGUCGGUCAUCGACUUCUACGCCACCUGGUGUGGUCCAUGUAAGGCUAUGGUGCCAUUCUUGUCCAAGUUUGUGGACCAGUACAAAGACGUCAAGUUCUACAAGGUCGACGUCGAUGAAAGUCCCGAUGUUGCUGAAUACUAUGGUGUAUCGGCAAUGCCAACUUUUGUGUUCACUAAGGAUGAUGACAUCUUGCAUAAGAUAAGAGGUGCAAACCCUAAAGGGUUGGCCAAAGCCAUCGAAGAGUUUAAAUGA